CUAACUUUUCAAAUCUUCGUCUUCCUCUUUCUGGUGUUUUUCUUUGGUAUGUUCUCUUUUCUUUCCAUUUCCACCCACUGUUGUCCAUCAGAAUCUAAUCGUUUUAUGAUUAAAUUUUUUUGUAUUUUAGUUUGAUGGAACCAAGUGGUUUAAAUGUUGGGUUGUUUUCUGACACUUCUUCCGUAAUGCUGGGGCUAGAAAUGCCAUUACAGCCUCAACAAAAUCCUCAAAUUCAAAACCCUCACAAUCUUCAGAGUCAAUCUCAAAUGCUUGCUGCUUAUUCUCAAUCUCCCCACCAUGACACGGAUCACCACCACCAUUCCCAACCCCAAUCCCACCAAUCUUCGAAACAACGUGGUUAUUGGUUUACACCCAAGCCAAAACAACAACUUUCGCCUCUUAGUGAUGAAGAUGAACUUGGAUUUGCCCCAGAUGAAAGUGCUGGAGAUGGCAAGAGAAAGGCAUCUCCUUGGCAUAGAAUGAAGUGGACUGAUAGCAUGGUGAGGCUUCUUAUAAUGGCUGUUUUUUAUAUUGGUGAUGAAGCUGGAUCCGAAGGGAAUGAUAAGAAAAUGGCUGGGGCUUUACUUCAGAAGAAAGGGAAGUGGAAAUCGGUUUCGAGGGCUAUGAUGGAAAAGGGGUUUUAUGUGUCUCCUCAACAAUGUGAGGAUAAAUUUAAUGACUUGAAUAAGAGGUACAAAAGGGUUAAUGAAAUUCUCGGUAAGGGAACUGCUUGCCGUGUUGUGGAGAAUCAGAGUUUGCUGGAUAAUAUGGAUUUGUCGCCUAAAAUGAAGGAGGAGGUUAAGAAGUUACUUAAUUCUAAGCAUUUGUUUUUCAGGGAAAUGUGUGCUUAUCAUAAUAGUUGUGGUCAUGGUAGUGUUACUAGUGUAGCUACUGGUGCCAAUCGCUCACUGGAGGUCGUCGCUGAUCCGUCUCAAGUCCAGCAUCAACAAUCACAACAGAAAAGGUGCUUGCAUUCAUCAGAAAAUGCCCUUGGUGGGGCUAGUUCGAAUCGAAUUGAAAUAGAUGGGUCAAAAAUGGCAAAAGUGGGAAGCGAAGAAGAGAAUGAGGAGGACGAUUAUAGUGAUGAUGACGAUGACGACGACGACGAAGAUGAGGCAAUAGAUGGAAUUUUAAGAGGCCAAAAUGGGCAUGGGCAAGAAGAUGAUAAUGACAACCAUGAGAAAACCUUUGGAAAAAAGGCUAGAAAAGGAGUUUUGUCUGGUGCAUUGUUACCACUAAUGGAGCAAUUUAAUGGUGAAGUGAUGUCUGUGAUUCAAGAUGGAGCUAAGAGUGCAUGGGAGAAAAAGCAGUGGAUGAAAAUGAGGCUACUGCAAUUGGAGGAGCAGCAAGUUAGUUAUGAAUACCAAGCUUUUGAGCUGGAGAAGCAAAGGAUAAAGUGGGUGAAGUUUAGUUCCAAGAAGAAGAGGGAAAUGGAGAAAGCAAAGCUUGAAAACGAGCGAAGGCGGCUUGAAAACCAAAGAAUGGUGCUUGUUAUUAGGCAGAAGGAGGUUGAGCUACUAGAUCACCAUCAUCAUCAACAACAACAGAACUCAUCAAACAAGAGGAGUGAACCGUCUUCCAUUACUGGAUAGUGUACAAUAAAUAUAUAUAGAUAACUUUUCAUAGGCUAUUACAGAUAAAUGGGUAGUUUUUCAUUUUUGGUUGCUAAAAUCUUGUUUAUUAAAUUUUGUGCUUCUAUAUGAAUCAAUUAUGUUCUCUUACAAAUAACUAUUUUAGUGAUCGUUUAGGAUUUUUGCGUUCAUUAGACUGCAGAACAACCUGAUUGCGAAGUUAAAUUUUGUGUAUAGAGAGGAAAUUAAAUUUCAGUGGCAUUGAUGCCCGAAUUAAGCUUUA
Messenger RNA from Mangifera indica (mango), 1854 nucleotides. RefSeq names its product stress response protein NST1-like. The coding region runs from base 135 to 1592 and encodes 485 amino acids. The transcript has a single exon. Lineage: Eukaryota; Viridiplantae; Streptophyta; Magnoliopsida; Sapindales; Anacardiaceae. The record is from RefSeq and is a predicted model, not a curated record.